Molecule: messenger RNA, 116 nt
Organism: Haemonchus placei
Lineage: Eukaryota; Metazoa; Nematoda; Chromadorea; Rhabditida; Trichostrongylidae
Source: the annotation of a GenBank genome assembly
UCGGCGGGGAUCCAUUGUCGAUGCAGCAACGGUUGUUGGCGAUGCUCCAGACAGAAGUGCCGCAGCCGUGGAGGUUGGUUCAGAUUCCCUCGCAGCCGAAUGCAAAGCCGUACGUA